CGGAGGACUUUUCCCUAUUCAUGUGAAAACCAAUAGGAGCACAGCGCCUGGACCACUCUCUUGUACUCAAUAUGAAAUCCGACAGUUUCUUCGCACACAAGUGAUGAUAUACGCCAUCAGAGAAAUAAACAAGCGCACACCAAGGCCUCUACCCAACUACACCAUAGGAUUUGACAUCUAUGACACUUGUGCAGAUGUGAGCUUUGCCAUCAGAGCGACGCACGAGUUGCUGAAGAACCAUUCAGACCCUCACAGCUGUUUGCUAGCUGAACCCAAAACAAAGGCAGUGAUAGGAGCAGGAAGUUCUGAAGUAUCAAUAGCUGUUGCACGUGUUCUUGCUCUGUCAUCAGUUGCUCAGAUUAGCUACUCUGCCACAAGCGAGCUUCUCAGCAGGAAGUUGAAGUUCCCCACUUUUCUGCGAACGAUUCCUAGUGAUAAACAUCAGACAAAGGCCAUUGCUGAGCUGGUGAAGAAGUUUAAUUGGAAAACGGUGGGUAUUGUGGGAAGUGAUGAUGAGUAUGGGAAGUAUGGUAGUGAUACCCUCAAGGAUAUUUUCGAUGAAAUGAAGGAUAUCUGCAUUGAAUUCAGUGACAUCCUGCCUGGCUACUUUUCCCAGAACAAUUCAAAGGCCAAUGACUGUCUGGAUGAGCUGGUGAGAAAAAUCAACAAUUCCACAGCUGAGGCCAUCAUCUUGUUCACCAAGCAAUCCAACGUCGCUGCCAUCAUUGGGGCCGCUGUUAAAUACUCUCUCAACAGAACUUGGAUUGCCUCUGAUACAUGGUCUACCUCUGAAAAACUCUCUUCACUGUCAGGCAUUGAGAAGGCAGGGGAAGUUUUUGGAUUCAUCUCGAAAAGGAAUGAGGUGCCUGGGUUUAAAGACUAUGUCAUUUCGUCAAUGUUCAACGGGACCACUAACGCCAUCCUCAAUAAUUACAUGACUCAAUUUUGUCCCACUAAGUCUGAGGAGAACAGAGAAAGCAACUUCCCCCUAAAGAAAACAGCCAAAAAGAUCCUCAAGUGUCUGGACCCAAUGGACUUGACCAAUUACAUUGACCAGGAUGCAUCAUACAAUACUUACUUAGCUGUUGAAGUCAUUGUUGAGGGUCUAAGGAGCCUGCUAAAGUGUGACCACCGCCAGUGUAAAAGAAGCACUAACUUUACAGCCUUGGAGCUUCUUAUGGAAAUCAAGAAAGUUAACUUCACUGUGAACGGCACACAUAUUCAAUUUGACUCCAAUGGAGACCCUUUUUUAGGAUAUGACAUUCUAUAUUGGAACAUGACUCAAUCCAAGGAGAGCACACGCAUAACAAAAAUUGGAGAAUACGAGCCAGAAGGAAAUAUCACAGUCCCACAUUAUCUUGUUAGAAAUAAGGUAACAGCCUUCAAUUGCUCUAAAACUUGUAAACCGGGGCAGGAGUUGAAAAAGCAGAACAAAGGCAAAGUGUGCUGCAAUGACUGCGUUCCAUGUGCAGACGGAGAGUAUUCUGAUGGAGAGGAAUGUAAAUGCUGCAGGACAAAGGAAUAUUCAUCUGAGAAUAGGGAUAAGUGUUUGUUGAAAAAUAAUGAUUUCCUAAAGCGGUCACACCCUUUCAUUGUCUUUUUGAGUGUAUUGGAAUUAUUUGGUAUAAUUGUCACCAUUGGUUUUGCUGUUGUGUUUACAAUCUAUCGGAAAACUCCCAUUGUGAAGGCGGUCGGGGGUUACUUGAGUUUCGUGGAGCUUUUUUCCUUGCUGGCCUGUUUCUGCCUUUCAUUAAGCUUUACGGGAAAAACAAAUCACACUUUCUGUAAGGUGCGACUGCCAGUCUUCGGCAUUGCUUCCUCCCUCUGCAUCUCGUGCAUCCUGGCAAACCUGCUCCAAAUCUUAGUGGGCUUUAACUUUGACCUGAAGAAGAGGUCCUGGAUAAAGAAUGUCAAUCAGCCACUGGCUGUUGUGACAAUCGUCUCUGGGUUCCAGGUCAUCCAGUGUGUAAUAUGGAUGAUCUGUUAUGGCCCACAUCCUAAAGAAAUCAUAUUAAGCAAUACCAUCCUCACUUAUUGUGACAAGGGCUCCAAUGCAUUCUUCAUUACCACGGUAGGAUACAAUGCCUUCUUGGCACUUAGUUGUUUCCUGUUUGCUUUCAAAGGUAAAAAGUUGCCAGAUCUGUAUACAAAUGCAAAUUUAAUCAGCAUCAGUAUGCUGCUAUUUUUAAUCGUUUGGAUUUUCUUCAUCCCCAUUUAUAUCAAUUUGAUCGGGAGUUACACACAAGCCAUUGAAAGCAUAGCCAUUCUGAUUUCUUGCUACGGCAUCCUCGGCUGUCACUUGGCCCCAAAAUGUUACAUUAUGUUGUUCAGGAAAGAAAUUAAUAAUGAGAAAGCAAUUACUGAGUACAUCAGGAAUCAUUACGAGCAGACAAACAUGCCUGUGGUGACCUCAUGAUCGUCCAUCCAUAAAUGAUUUGGUUCACAAGAAUACAGCUUCCUGUGGUGAAAUCAUAGCAUCGUUUUAAUAUGUAGCCUAUCAGACGGCUGCUUAACAUAUAAAUCAAUAGUUUGACCCAAAGUAUUGAUUAAAACAUGUUUAAUUAAAUAAAUAAUGUUUGCAUUGCUUCUGCUAUGAUAAAAUGUUCCAUUAUUCUAGCAACAUUUUGAGCAAGUCCAUUUACAUUUUCCUUCUAUAAACCGACUCAAACACUGCGAGAGCCCACACCGUUGUUCCCUUAAGUGUUUACUUCCUGACUGUUUUCUUCUGCUGUUCCCUUAGUGUUUACUUCCUGUCUUUCUUCUU
Molecule: messenger RNA, 2764 nt
Organism: Gymnodraco acuticeps
Lineage: Eukaryota; Metazoa; Chordata; Actinopteri; Perciformes; Bathydraconidae
Product: G-protein coupled receptor family C group 6 member A-like
Exons: 6
Coding region: 104-2416 (770 amino acids)
Biological process (GO): G protein-coupled receptor signaling pathway
Cellular component (GO): membrane
Molecular function (GO): G protein-coupled receptor activity
Source: RefSeq, a predicted model, not a curated record